Molecule: messenger RNA, 2971 nt
Organism: Pectinophora gossypiella (pink bollworm)
Lineage: Eukaryota; Metazoa; Arthropoda; Insecta; Lepidoptera; Gelechiidae
Gene: DnaJ-17
Product: dnaJ homolog subfamily C member 11
Exons: 14
Coding region: 97-1824 (575 amino acids)
Biological process (GO): cristae formation
Source: RefSeq, a predicted model, not a curated record
CCCCGUCAGUACGGCGGCAAAAGUAACUAAUUUUCUAUCAUUGUGCGGACAGUGACCAAUUUUUGGAUUUAAAUAUUAUUAUAUAAAUUAUCUAAAAUGGAUGAAGAAGGAGAAACUAUUCUUCUAGAGGAAAAUUACUACCAGUUGUUAAAUGUAUCCAAAACGGCAACUCCUGAAGAAAUUAACAGUGCAUACCGCCGAUUCUCAAGGAUGUUUCAUCCAGACAAGCACAGUAUGGACCCUGCCAAACAGAAAUGGGCUGAGCAGAUAUUCAAUAAAGUGAAAGAAGCUUACGAAGUUCUUUCCGACUCGCAUAAAAGAGCCAUUUAUGAUACACUAGGAAAACGAGGCUUGGAAGUGGAAGGCUGGGAAGUUAUAUUUCGAACCCGUACACCAAGAGAAAUAAGGGAAGAGUAUGAAAGGUUGAAACGAGAGAGGGAAGAAAGAAGACUGCAACAGAGUGCCAAUCCACGCGGCACAAUCACUAUGUCUAUCAAUGCCACAGAUAUGUUCAUGAAGUACUAUGAUGAAUAUGAAAUCUUAGAAGAUACAUCUAUAUUGCCGAAUAUAGAAGUUUCAGGCAUGACUAUCCAACAAUCAAUUGAUGCACCAGUUACACUGAGAAACACCAUGACUUUAUCUGGAAAUAUAUCCACACAAAAUGGCAUAGGUACUGGAUCUGUAAACAUAUCAAACAGACAUCUGAGCUCAGAAAAAGGAUGGACAGAGUGUGAAUUUGGAAUUGGUAAUGGACCACUUGUUGGUUUAAAAAUUUUCCGGACUUUAUCACGGUUAAUGUUUCUGAACUGCGGUACAGUCCUACAGUUUACUCCACGAGGGAUUUCGCCCAGUCUAGUGUCAACAAUGGCUCUUCAGUUAGAUGCACAUUCAGUGGGUUACCUGACAUAUAGAGCAGGGGGCCAGGGAGGGUCCUCUAUGACUACAAUAUAUGUACGUGACUCUGAAAAGUACCACACAAACACGGCCCUGCAGAUCGGCAAUCCGCACUCAUUCAUAUCAUUGAAUAUCAUGAGGAAACUACCACAACAUGAUAUGAAACUCAGACUAGCUUUUAAAGUCGGGACGUUUGGUGCCAUAGCUGAGUAUGGUGCGGAGAAGAAGGUGUCACAAAAUAGUAGUGUUUCGGCUGCUGUCAUGUUAGGUGUGCCCAGUGGAGUCAUGCUUAAACUAAAGUGGAGUUGUUCUUCGCAAACAAUAGUCGUGCCUAUUCAUUUAUGUGAGGAAGUCAUGCCGUCACCAGUGUUUUAUGCGACUGUGGUACCCAUGGUGUCAUGGCUGGUUCUCAAGAAACUAGUAUUGGAUCCCAUCACACGAGAGCGGCAAGAGCGUGAACGGCAGCGGUCCAUGGAGGCUAACUAUGAAAGAUUACAAGAGAUGCAGCGCCAAGCGAGAGCAACUGUUGAGUUGAUGCGGGAAACGUAUUCUAGAAUCAGGACUGAAGAGGAGAAGAAGAAAGGCCUUGUCAUCAUUCGAGCUUUGUAUGGAAAAGUGCCGCCAGGGUUAACAAGUCACGACAUAUCGGCCGAGCAGGCUGGUGAUGCGGCGUCAUCGCCCGAGUCUCCCACCGCGUACUCCGAGGUCAUCGAUGUCACUAUUCCAGUACAGUGUCUCGUCAAGGACUCUCGCCUAGAACUCCUCGAGGCUAGCAAGUCGGAGCUACCCGGAUUUUUCGAUCCAUGCGUCGGCGAAGACAAGCAGCUAACGAUCCAGUACCUGUUCCAUAACAACGUGCAUCGUUGCUCUGUCACGGAUCGCCAGGCGGUUGUGCUGCCACGUAACAAUCAUCUCUUCAGUAGCUCAUGACCAAAUACUUAGUAAAAGUAGGGGUGUUCGGGUCACCGGAUAAAGAAUAGGUCUUGAAAAAUAAAGUCAAAGAAUACGUGUUAGCUUCUGCGAUGCAACCGAAGUCGCAUCCUGCAUCCCAAAGAUGCUUAAAGUAGGUUCUUUACAGUCCAGCGAAUCAUUAGUCCGGCAAAAUCCAGAAGAUUUGAAAUUGACGUUUUGCUCUUACCGCUCUGAUUAUUAUUCAAUUAUCUAUACAUGUUAUAUACAGACUCACAUCACGUUACGUUAGUUUACAAGCUUCAAUUAUUGUAUAAUAUCUAUAAUAACUGACUGUAAAGAUGACGUCACCUUUCUUAGAACAUUCCAUUAUUAAAAUUUAACAUUUUUAGUCCUUUUUAUCCAACUACCCCAGAAGUGGGAUGAGUAUGUUAAGUUCUCUUGUCUCGAAACCUUACAAUUUUCUGGAUUUUGCCCUGAAAAAGUAGUUUAUUAGUUGAUUGUUGAUAAAUGUUAUGAAACGUUCGUAUUGUGGCUUCGUCAAUAGUGUGAUGAAAAAUAUAUAUUUUGGAAAUGUGCUAUUAUGCGUGUUAUUCAAAAGUUUAAUACGGUUUUUUCUUUAUAUGUAUCUUGUAAAAAACAAAUAGAUUGACUUUGGUUUAUACAGGGUGUGAGAAAAUGUAUGCCACUUAAUCUGUGAUAAAAAAAUUUACACCUGAUUAAUUUACUCAUGAUUUGGAUAUCUUUUUUCCGGUUUUACUAAAUGAUUUAUUUUAUUUCGCAUGUUAUGAUUUACCUAAUGAAUUGGUGUUGUAUUCAUAUUUCAUAUUUUAAGAUACCAGUAUCUUCUAACUUUUUAUUUAUGUGAACUACCUAAUAAUAAAAAUACUGUAGGAUUGUAGUUUGUCAAGCCAAAAAUAUGCUAGCAAAUGUAGGAAAAUUUUAACAGUAGGUAAUUUAAAUGCCAUAAUAUUGUUGACUAAACAAAUUGUGUUUCUUUGUUUACCGAAUUUAGUGGUUGUCGUUGCAACGCCCUGUAUAAAUCUUAUAGACCUCAUGCUAUAUUGUUAUUUUGAAUUUAGAUUGUUCGUUAUCAGUGUUGUUCUUAAUUCCGAACUGUCGGCGCUAUGAAUACCCACUGAAAAAUAAAAGCAUAUUAUGUUGUUUA